AUGCUUACUACAAUCCUUAUUAUACUCGUUAUUUUGUACUUUGCCAGAAAUAUUUACAAUGAGUUCAUUAAUAACCCAAGCAAUCCACUAGAUGCAUCCACAGAAAAAGAGUCAACUGUAGUAGAAGGCAAAUUCACCCCUAAAUCACUUACAAAAUAUAAUGGUAAAGAUUCACCCAAAAUCUUCAUUGCUGUUAAAAAUAGAGUCUUUGAUGUAACUCAAGGUGGAGCAUUUUAUGGACCAGGUGGGCCAUACGAGAAUUUUGCUGGGAGAGAUGCAAGUAGGGGAUUAGCUAAAAAUUCAUUCGAUCCGGAUGUGUUAACAGACAUUAACGAACCAAUUGACAAGUUGACAGAUUUAACUGCUGUAGAAAAAGAGUCCUUGGAUGGUUGGGAAGAACAUUUUGAAAACAGGUACAAGGUUGUUGGUACUUUCCAUGAGAAUGGUACAGUUGAAGAGAAAUCGUAA
Molecule: messenger RNA, 468 nt
Organism: Candida dubliniensis CD36
Lineage: Eukaryota; Fungi; Ascomycota; Pichiomycetes; Serinales; Debaryomycetaceae
Gene: DAP1
Product: Dap1p
Exons: 1
Coding region: 1-468 (155 amino acids)
Cellular component (GO): endomembrane system; membrane
Source: RefSeq, a predicted model, not a curated record